Rhodofomes roseus is the source of this 1279-nucleotide messenger RNA. RefSeq lists its product as uncharacterized. The record is from RefSeq and is a predicted model, not a curated record. The coding region runs from base 259 to 936 and encodes 225 amino acids. NCBI's taxonomy places the organism in Eukaryota, Fungi, Basidiomycota, Agaricomycetes, Polyporales, Fomitopsidaceae. The transcript has 4 exons.
CUUGUCUCCUCCCAUCAUCUUCCCCCUCCUGGUUAUGCCUCGCCCGUCAUGUCGCUGAUUCUUCCCCAUUCCCUGUUUUCAUAGCUCUGCCAACAGGAUGCCUCUUGUCGACCUGCCUCGUCGUCGUGAGCCACUGCCCAGGAUGUGUGCGCCACAACGGCACUCUUCGAAUUCUACUUUCUUUGUCAGCCGAGAGUCCUCCACCAUCCACUGGCAACUCGUCAGCCGCCAGGUCGAAUAAUUCAAGACGCGUCGCCGAUGCUAUCUUCGCUGGUUACUGCUUGUCUUCUUGUUCCUGUCUCUGUCUAUCAUGUUCGCCAGCGCCACAUGGCUUCUACUUCGUGGUGUAUGACCGCGGAAAGCCUACGCUGUUCUACGAGUGGAAACGUCAACAUCGUCGGUUUUUUGAACGAAGAAAGUACAGGUUGUCAAGCGCUGCAACGAAGCUACCUCAUGUCGCAAGGCGCGCUCGGUGGUAAACGACUCGACCCUGUCACACGCUGGUCUUGCUCGUCGCUGGUUGUCUCACAGGUCAAGCACCGCAAAUUUUGCUGCCUCAACGUUGUUGGUCGUUGCCAAUCAUCGCAAGUCGGGUUGUCUCAAGCGGCGCGGGCUCAAACGCAAGGGUCAAGCGCUGCAAGCGUAGCUGCGUCAACGUCAAGCACCUCCAGGGCCAGGUGUCGCAAGCAAUCAUUGUCUCGGCUCCGGAGUCAAGUGCCCCAACGGGCCCGUGCCCCAAGGAGGCCGCCAUCAAGUAUAGCUGCUUCAAGCGUGGCUGUCGUCAAGCGCUCCAAGUCCAGCUGCAUCACUUCAAUCUCGAGGGUCAACCGCCACAAGCUAGGGCUGUUUCAACGUGGAUGUUCUCAAGUACCACAAAUCGCGGUGGACGAGGACACAACAACCAAGUGCCACAAGCGGAGAUUUGCUGGUUGUUGAGGGCGGCCGUCCGUCGUCAAACAUCGCAAGUUGAGCUGCACUUAUGCCGAGCUCUGCAAGGGUCAAGCGCCCCAAACGGGCUUUCUUCAAGCGCUGCAAAUCAAGCACCGAAAGCAUGGGCUGCGUCAAGAUGACGCACUCAAGCUCUCGACAGUCAAGCGCCGCAAGGUUAGACUGUCUCAAGGGGGACACUGUCGAGCGCCGGAAGCGAAGCUGCAUCAAAAGAGCCUUCAAGAGGCCCCCGGGGGCGGGCGGAUGCUUGCGCAAUGCAGUGUCCGUCCGGGCGCGGACCUUUACGUGGUCCUCGGGAUAAGUACCCUCGUGUCGCUCAACGCGAGCGCGA